Aspergillus wentii DTO 134E9 is the source of this 942-nucleotide messenger RNA. It is a transcript of the gene sec13, whose product is annotated as GTPase-activating protein SEC13. Gene Ontology annotation, biological process: protein import into nucleus; COPII-coated vesicle budding; positive regulation of TOR signaling. The record is from RefSeq and is a predicted model, not a curated record. Gene Ontology annotation, molecular function: structural molecule activity; protein binding. Bases 1 to 942 code for a protein of 313 amino acids. The transcript is spliced from 6 exons. Gene Ontology annotation, cellular component: nuclear pore outer ring; COPII vesicle coat. Lineage: Eukaryota; Fungi; Ascomycota; Eurotiomycetes; Eurotiales; Aspergillaceae.
AUGGUGCGUUUGCGAGCGGCUGCCCAAAUUAUCUCCAAUUCUGGACACGAUGACAUGAUUCACGAUGCUGGCCUGGAUUAUUACGGCCGCAGAUUGGCGACAUGUUCUUCGGAUAAGACAAUUAAGAUAUUCGAGAUUGAGGGAGAGACACAUAGGUUGAUUGAGACCUUGAAGGGACAUGAAGGUGCAGUGUGGUGUGUUGCAUGGGCACACCCCAAAUUCGGCACAAUCCUGGCCUCCUCGUCCUACGAUGGAAAGGUGCUUGUCUGGCGCGAACAACACCAAAGCGCGACGUCUCCCGCCAUCGGCAGCGCUUGGACAAAGGUCUUCGAUUUCUCCCUUCACACUGCCUCCGUGAACAUGGUCUCAUGGGCUCCGCAUGAGACUGGAUGCCUCCUUGCCUGCGCUUCCUCGGACGGACAUGUUAGCGUCCUCGAGUUCCGCGACAACAGCUGGACUCACCAAAUCUUCCAUGCUCAUGGCAUGGGCGUUAACUCUAUCAGCUGGGCCCCUGCUGCAGCUCCGGGCAGCUUGAUCAGCUCCAACCCUGGACCUACCCAGCAGAGACGAUUUGUCACUGGUGGCAGUGACAACCUGCUCAAGAUCUGGGAUUACAACCACGAAACCAAGACCUACAACACCACCCAAACAUUGGAGGGCCACUCUGACUGGGUCCGUGACGUCGCUUGGUCGCCCAGCAUCCUCUCCAAGUCGUACAUCGCAUCGGCUUCGCAAGAUAAGACCGUUCGGAUCUGGACAUCGGAUGCUUCCAACCCUGGCCAGUGGACCAGCCAACAGCUUGAGUUCGACACUGUCCUCUGGCGGGUCAGCUGGAGCCCCAGCGGAAACAUCCUUGCCGUCAGCGGAGGAGACAACAAGGUUAGCUUGUGGAAGGAGAACCUCAAGGGACAGUGGGAGAAAGUUAAGGACAUUGAGGAGUAG